AUAUCAGUUUUAUAAGGAAAUAGAUCAUAUUUCGAUUGGUUGGCAUGAUGCAAGAAAUAACUUGCUUCAACGCGAAGUAUGACGUCGACGAAAGCUUCUCCAAUGUCUGCUUUUACGCAAUCCCUAACAAAGCAAUGUAGGUCAUUAUCGUUAUAUUUUUUACAAAGUAAUAUCGUUACUUUACACAAAAACUUUAUAAAACCAUUAACAUUUUGAAAUUAAAAUAAAGCACCUAAAAAUAAAGUGUAAGUAAAAGUUAGACGGUUGUCUGAGGAACUACUUUGUUUUUCGGAGGGGCGAGCUGCGCCGCCAGACACGCCUGUGCGAACAGCUGAUCGGAGGACAACAAACCAGUGCCAGACUCGCAGGAACAAUGACGGAACCUGCCUCAACCUCCUCUGGCGCCCCAGCUGUGGCUGAAAAACGUUGUGAGGAGACGAAAGGAGAUGAAGUGACCUCAAAGAAACCUCGACUUGAGUCCUGUGAUCGCGAUGACACUGACAAUAAACUAGAGGCUCGCCUUGGUGGCAUUUUAUGCUGCGCUGUAUGUCUCGACCUCCCUCGGUCAGCAGUGUAUCAGUGUUCAAAUGGACAUCUCAUGUGUGCUGGAUGCUUCACCCAUCUCCUUGCUGAUGCCCGCAUUCGGGAUGAGACAGCCACAUGCCCCAACUGCCGUGUGGAAAUAUCUCGGUCCCUCGCCACAAGGAAUUUGGCGGUAGAGAAAGCUGUAUCAGAGCUGCCAGCAGAAUGUCAGUUUUGUGGACAGAAGUAUCCUCGAAAUUCCCUCGAUCGCCAUGAGGUAGAACUUUGUGAAGAAAGGCCAGUGCGAUGCCAGUACAAUGUCCUGGGUUGUGGAUGGCGCGGGCCACAUCAUGAUGUCAGCAGUCAUGAGCAACAGUGUCAACAACCCACUCAUACUGGAGCACAGGUGUUUUCACACCUGCAAAGACAGUCAGAAACUGCAGAGGAGGCCUCCAAGACCUUCAAUCAAAUCAUGUCUGUACUUUCAUUUGAAAAGAUCACUUUUAAUGAUUUGCAGCUGAAACCUUACCGGACAGAUGAGUUUAUCCACAAGCUGUUCUAUGAAACAAGUCGGUUCUCGGCUCUCGGCUAUCAAUGGGUGAUCAAAGCGCGGCUCAAUGACAACCAGAAGGAUCCACACCUGACGUGUAACAGAUUCAUCACAUACCAGUUGAUUGUGAAGAGUAAACCCAGCAAUCCCAUGAUGGUGCACUUCAUGAUCUUACGAGGACCAUUUGGAGACAUGCGAGUUGAUCCUCACAUAUGUCAGUUUGAAUUCACUGAGAAUGGCACCGAAAGUCCCUUUUUUGCCUUGCCAUUGCCUGAUAGUGCCGAAUGUAAUAAACUUCUGGCUGCACGCAUCAUUGAUUUCCGGUUGAUGAUGGGGAUGGUGACCAAGUAAAAGUUGAGGGUGUUUCGGUGUGGCACACAGCACCACCAUUGUAGGAAGUUGUCCACUACUCGUGCUAUUGGAAAAACUCAUCUUCACCUAACACGUGUACGCUCAAUUUCUCCCAACAUUUUAAUUUACUGAUAUAUUUGUUUUGUUUAAGUUUUAAAACAUCAUGGUUUUUGUAAAACCAACUAAAAUUUUAUAUAUAUAUAUAUAUUUCAUGUAGAUCCACAAUGAAAACGUGGAUAAGAUAAAUCUUGAUAAAAUCACACGGGAAAAGGGAAACAAUGGAGCA
This is a messenger RNA of Homarus americanus (American lobster), 1709 nucleotides long. RefSeq names its product cysteine and histidine-rich protein 1 homolog. Gene Ontology annotation, cellular component: nucleus. The coding region runs from base 374 to 1423 and encodes 349 amino acids. Lineage: Eukaryota; Metazoa; Arthropoda; Malacostraca; Decapoda; Nephropidae. The transcript has 8 exons. The record is from RefSeq and is a predicted model, not a curated record. Gene Ontology annotation, molecular function: zinc ion binding.